Molecule: messenger RNA, 949 nt
Organism: Caenorhabditis elegans
Lineage: Eukaryota; Metazoa; Nematoda; Chromadorea; Rhabditida; Rhabditidae
Gene: srsx-10
Product: G-protein coupled receptors family 1 profile domain-containing protein
Exons: 4
Coding region: 1-870 (289 amino acids)
Biological process (GO): G protein-coupled receptor signaling pathway; signal transduction
Cellular component (GO): membrane
Molecular function (GO): G protein-coupled receptor activity
Source: RefSeq, marked reviewed
AUGAGCUUUUUAACCACAAACCUAUAUUUUGCUGCAGCUUAUAAAGUGUUCUUCAUCACUUUUGGAACUAUUGGUAAUUUACUAUUCAUUCACUUGAAUUUCAGAAGAAAACAACUGCGAUCAAGAACUUCAGUUCUACAAUGUUUUCAAUGUGCUUUUCACAUAUUUUGCCUAUUCGGAUCAAUUUUUGAAGGAGCGUUAAACUUUAUGAAUCCAAUGAACCGAUACAAAUGCUUUUGGUUUAUUUCGUAUUUUAUAUUUUCGCAAACUGCUCAAGAUAUCAUUAUGUUGAUUAUUGUACUAGAUAUUUUGUGUUUUGUUCAGUUUCCUUUUUUAUACAUGCGCAUUUCAAAAAUCAAAUAUAUUUUCUUCACGGGGUUUCCUGUUUUCAUUACAUCUUGCGCUAUAACUGUAUAUAGCUAUUAUGUGGCAAAUUAUGAAUAUAUACCAGAUUGUGCACCAAUGUUUGUUUUGGAUACUUUUUCGAGUAUCAUCCACAAAAUUUUAACACUAUUCCUCAAUGGGAUUGUCACUUUUGUCUAUAUAAUUUUAAUCUGCAUUUUCUAUUUAAAAAAUCAGACUGGAAAUCAAAACUCCCUGAAAACAAUGAAACGUCUCCAGUUUUCGGUGGCAAUAUUUAUUUUCACUUGGUUUUUCAGUCAAGCAAUCGCGCUUUUCCUUCGGGAAAGAGACUUCCAAACAACAUGGGAAAUUAUAUUGUAUGUUCAUAAUUCCUUUCUAACAUUGCUCUCAUUUAGCAAUACUUUUUAUGUGGCAAUAUGGCAAAGUGACGAAUAUCGAAAUAAUUUUCGUUUGGAAUGGGGAUUUAAGCGGAGAGUAAGCACUACAAAUCCGAAUACAUUUAUGUAAAUAAAUCGUAUUACUUCUUAUUAUUAUUACAAAAUUAAUAAAUUGUAAACUGUAAUCGAGAAUAAAUUUUGGAUAAGUU